GUAGGCCUAUCAGUACGGCCAUCAUCUGUCGCCCGUGCGCUGUCAUGAGUUCCUAUUUUGCCAACGUGGCCGCGGCGGGCGGCUGGGGCGCCGCCACCACGCAGGAGCAGUGCGCCUACAUGCAGGGCUCCCGAGGGCCUGCCGGGUACGCUGACGUGACGCAGGCGUACGCGCAAUACGGCUCCGGGAUGCAGACUUAUCGAUACCCUGGCGCUUAUGCUGCCCUCAACAACGCCCCUGCAACCACCAAGGCUGCCUACGAACACUCCCCCACCAACAAUUCCCCUUCCCCUGCCACGACAACUUCCUACGACACCUGCAGCCACAGCUACUACCCUGCCCUGACAUCCCCAAGGGGUGACAUGACAGCGACCCACCCACACUCAGCAGCAGUGCCUUCUUCAGCAGUGCCUCACGCCGUCAGUCCAGUGAACAGUGACUUCAACAGUGCCAAAAUGAACGCUUACAUUAACCCUAUGGCCGGAAUGACGCCUCCCCCGUCUGUCAGCGCCGUGCCCUCCAACCCUCUUAGUGCGACGGACGCCCUCAGCCACGUCUACGGCAGCGCGGCGGCUCCUGACGCGGUGAUGCAGCCCUACACCUCCAAGACGCAGUGCCCCGCCAACUACUAUCAGUGGGUGAAGGCUUAUCCUGCAGCAGGUCAGGACACGGGCGCUGGACCCAAGAGGACACGGCAGACCUACACGCGAUAUCAAACCCUCGAGCUGGAGAAGGAAUUCCACUUCAACCGCUACCUGACGCGGCGGCGGAGGAUAGAGAUCGCCCACGCCCUCUGCCUCACCGAGCGACAGAUCAAAAUAUGGUUCCAGAACAGGAGGAUGAAGGCCAAGAAGGAGUCGAAGCAGUCCCACGACAGCACGGGGGAGAAGAGUGAGGAGAGCGAGGAAAAGGAGGCCUGUGACAUCAGUUCCUCCCCCGAUCUCCUGACGGGUGCGCUGCCGCUGCCUCUGACUGGACCACUCACAGUCACCUGAUAAGCCAAUAAUCACACCUGUUUGCGCCCCCAUAGUGGUUAUAAUGAGGUUACGAUGAGCUGAUGCGGGGAGAUGAUGGGCCAUGAAGGUGGUGAUGGGUUUUGCAAAUUGAUAUGUCAGAAGGGAUGAUGAUAAUGAUGUUAAAGAUGAUGAUAACGAUGAUGGUGAUGAUGAUGGGAAUGAUGAAACUGAGGAUGAUGGUGAGGAUGAUAUUGAUAACGAUAAUGAUGAGGGUGAUGUGGAUGAUGAAAAUGGUGAAACUGAGGAUGAGGGUGAGGAUGAUAUUGAUAAUACUAAAAAUGAAGGUGAUGUGUAUGAUGAAAAUGGUGAAGGUGAUGAUUAUGAUGAUGAUGAUAUUGAUAACGAUGAUGAGGAAGGUGAUGUCUAGGAUGAUGAAAAUGGUGAGAAUGAUGAUGAUGGCGAUAAUACUGAUGAUAAUGAUGGUGAUAAUGAGGGUUACAGUUCUUCCUAAUGUAAAUAAUGAACCCAAAGCAGAAAGUACAAAAAAAAGAACAUUGUAGGAAUAACAGCAAAGGAAUGGGAUCGUGUAUAGUAAGAUCCCAUAACCUAUAUUUUUGCUACUGACACAAUAAUGGUAAGUGUGCAAUAUGAUGAUGGCCUGAGGUGGUGUACAGGUGCAAUAAUAAGCGUGACCUGGGAACACCUGAGACCUUGUUACCUGUGCGUGUGUCUUCAGGUCUCAGGUGAAGAAGCUCAAUGAUAGGCUUAAAGAUAUGUAAAGGAUUAUAACUCCUCUUUUUCUCUUCACUUCACUUCUCUUCUCUUCUCUUCUCUUCUC
Messenger RNA from Eriocheir sinensis (Chinese mitten crab), 1794 nucleotides. RefSeq names its product homeobox protein Hox-B7-A-like. The record is from RefSeq and is a predicted model, not a curated record. The transcript has 2 exons. Gene Ontology annotation, cellular component: nucleus. NCBI's taxonomy places the organism in Eukaryota, Metazoa, Arthropoda, Malacostraca, Decapoda, Varunidae. The coding region runs from base 45 to 995 and encodes 316 amino acids. Gene Ontology annotation, molecular function: DNA-binding transcription factor activity, RNA polymerase II-specific; RNA polymerase II cis-regulatory region sequence-specific DNA binding. Gene Ontology annotation, biological process: negative regulation of transcription by RNA polymerase II; anterior/posterior pattern specification.